GAUGUUUUCCACAGCUGGGAAGCGUUGUUUUACGAUUGAAUCUUUAGUAGCAAAGGAUAGUCCGAUGACUGCCGACGAGCCCAUCCGGCCAACAGCGCUCAGCUACACCUCAACACCGACCGACAGCUUCAUGGGCGGCUAUCAACCCCCAACGAGCCGGUCUCUCUACCCGAAUCCGGAGCUGGUGUUCCCGGAGACCGUCAGCCAUCCGUCUCUCACCGUGCACCCGCACCAGCUUGGCAGCGCACACCUACAACACCCGCACUUCUUUAGCACGCAGCACCGUGAACCACUCAACUUCUAUCCGUGGGUCUUACGCAACAGAUUCUUUGGUCACAGAUUCCAAGGAAACGACGUUUCCCAAGACGCCCUCCUCCUGCACGGGCCGUUUGCUCGGAAGCCCAAGCGCAUUCGGACGGCAUUCUCUCCGUCACAGCUCCUGCGUCUCGAACGAGCUUUCGAGAAGAACCACUACGUGGUGGGAGCAGAGCGAAAGCAGCUCGCCAACACUUUGAGCCUGUCAGAAACACAGGUGAAGGUGUGGUUCCAGAACCGUCGGACAAAGUACAAGCGCCAGAAGCUGGAGGAGGAGGGACCCGACAGCGGCGGGAGGAAGAAGGGCAACCAUCACAUCAACCGCUGGCGUCUCGCCACCAAACAGAACCCAAAUGAGGACAUAGAUGUCACAUCCGACUCCUAAAUCCCCCCCCCCCCACCCCCUCCAUGUAGAUGCCCCAUCAAAUCCCACCCCAACACCAAGCCCUAUUUAUUAUGUUCAAAUUAAUAGUGAUCGGUUAUGUUUCGUGUGGACUGGAGGACUGUGUGUGCG
Molecule: messenger RNA, 829 nt
Organism: Clupea harengus (Atlantic herring)
Lineage: Eukaryota; Metazoa; Chordata; Actinopteri; Clupeiformes; Clupeidae
Gene: emx1
Product: empty spiracles homeobox 1
Biological process (GO): neuron differentiation; brain development; central nervous system development
Cellular component (GO): nucleus
Molecular function (GO): RNA polymerase II cis-regulatory region sequence-specific DNA binding; DNA-binding transcription factor activity, RNA polymerase II-specific
Source: RefSeq, a predicted model, not a curated record